AUGCUGCUCCGGGUAGGUGGACGUGCUCUGCAAUGGAGAGCAUUAACACCAUUCCGUGGUCUUGCUUCUCAUGGUCAUGGACAUGGCCAAGAGGCUAAUGUCGAAAGAAAACCCGACUUAUAUAGACCUGGAUCAGACUCAUAUGCAUAUGAGAACCCAUGGCCUAAGCUUAACAGUGGUCGUCUUGACUGGCUAUUCGGUGAUGGCUGGAGGAGACCUCUUGCUAAAGAUCAAGGAGCUAAAAUGAGACGUGAAUGGAUUUGGUUCUCUCAAGUUGCUCACGAUGAACACAAGGAUUGGCUCAAGUUCCACCAGGUUGCUUUCUUAUUAUUCACUGUGUUGACAACAUGGUUCACAUGCUGGAUUAUGUUCGCUCGACCUGAUUGGCCAAUGGGUCGUGAAUGGGCUCUCCGUGAAGCUCAUUUAGAAAUUGCAAGAAGAGAAAAAGCUGGCCUUCCACUCAUUAGUCCUGAUUUGAUCCCAAGAGACCGUGUUUUCGCUACUCUGCCUUCCGACGAAGAACUCAGAGACUUUGAAGUUCUUAUUUAA
Auanema sp. JU1783 is the source of this 549-nucleotide messenger RNA. The record is from the annotation of a GenBank genome assembly. NCBI's taxonomy places the organism in Eukaryota, Metazoa, Nematoda, Chromadorea, Rhabditida, Rhabditidae.